AGAAAAAAAACUUGAAGCGAAGUUUGAACUCAUAAAUCCAAACUAUAUCACCAACGACAACGACAAAAUCUAUUUAUUUUCAUCGCCAUUAUUAUUUAUCGUGUUCAUAACACUUGUUUUCGUUUAAAUAUGAAUCUGACUCUACUCACAAAUAUUUGCUGCCAACACAAUCAAAGCUUGCAUUGAUAAAUGAAUGGUAUACCAAUGUUUGGUAUUGUAGUGGUUACCCAUCACCUCCACCGACUAUCAUAUAAAAGAUAAAAAAAAAACCAUACGGCUAUUGCACUGUAUUCAAACAGAAAAAAUUUAAAAAACAGUUUUUUUUGGCCAACUACAGCAUUUCAUUCUAAUCACAUUAUCAUUGACCACAUUGUCUUAACAAAAACAACCACACAUUAGACAAAACAAGUAGACGGAUCGUCGUCGCCGUUGGCCCUUGAAUUCCAACAAAAUAUAUAAAAAACAAGUAAAAAAAAAGAAAAAAUUUCUUGUUUCGCCGGUCAUCAUUAUUAUCAAAGAAUAUAUCUUGACAGUUUAUGAUCAGACAAGUGGUCAUCGUCUCGCAGCAAGUGGCAUAGUUGUUGAAUUUUUUUUUUUGAUCAUUUAUUCGUUUGUAGACCUGCAAAAGACAUUCCACGUUUGCCGAUUUAAAAUUAUUUUUUUUCUUUCUUCGUCUGAUAUCUGUUGAUUACUUUAUGAUUUUUCGACCAACUAAAGUUUUAAACAAGUGCAAAUAUCCGAAUAUUUACAAAUAUACACAUAGUUUGAUAGAGUCAAGUUUGAAUGUGAAAGUUUUGUUUCAAAUUUGUUUUUUCAUGACAACAAUAUCAAACAUCAACAUUAUUGACAACAAAAAAAAAUUAUUUGUGAUGAUAAUAAUAUUGCCGUUGUUUUGAUCUGACAUUGAAUUUCGAUUAUCAUUAUUUUCAUGAAUUAUUAGUAGAAAUUGUGAUGAUAAGAUUGAUGAAAAUAAUUCGCACGAAUGCUAAACAUUUAUUAUAAUCAACAAUAAUAAUCUAUUCGAAUAUUUGGCCAUACCAUCGAAAAAAAGCAGGAAAACAACAUUUCAGGCCGAUAUUUGUGUUCGAUUAUAAUUUUUGAAUAGAUAAUUUCGUAUCACAAUGAACGAUUCAUCAUCCACGUUGAUUGUCGAUCCCCAGUCAACGGCAUUAUCAUCAUCAUCGCCAUCAUUUUCUAAUAAUCAAAAAAUGGAAAAUAUUUCUUCAACAUUAGAGCAACCAUCAUUGUCAACCAUCGAUGGUGAAUUAUCAUCACCAAUAUUUUCAAUGUCUCCAGCAUUGCUAAUGUUUUCUAGUCAAGAUAUCUGUAACGAUUAUUCUAACACCGCUAAUAGCAUUUCAUCAAUGAAUUGAUAAUUCCGAUCGUAACAAGAAAUUUUCUUUUUCAUCCAGUACAUCUGUUUCAGAUUCUGGUACUGAAUCUAUUGUGGAUGAAGAUUUUGCUCGUGAAAAGAUAUUGAAUUAUUUUGUACAAGAUAAUUCAAAAACAGUGCAUUUAGCACGUAGAAGAAUGACCGGCAUCUGUCAUUCGACACCAUUGAAAAGCCGUGAUAACCUUGAUGAUGAUGAUGAUGAAAAAGAAGAAUUUAGUCCUUCUGAUAGUGACCAUGAAAGUGAAUCAACACUUUCCAACUGUAAAUCACCCUCAUCAUCAUAUUCAUUAUCGCCUGUCGAUAAUUUUGAUGGCACACCGCGAUCAAAUGAUACAAUUUUGGAUCUGAAUACCGUAUGUGUUGCUUUGAAUAAAAAGCUUCGUGAAGAGAAAGAGAAACAUGAUAAUCAUGAUUCCAAGAGAAGUGAUAUUAUAAAUGAUGGCAGCUUAGACGACAUUACAGCUGAAGAAAUUCAUGACAACAAUCAAAAUGAUCGUCGAAAUUCAACUCUGGUACGAUCAACUUCGUUAAAAACUGGUAAAACUCCGCCAGGAACGCCUGGCAGUAAGAAAAUUGUACGAUUUGCUGAUGCUAUGGGUCUUGAUUUGGCAUCUAUACGCCAUAUUGUUGAUGAUGUUCCAUAUAUGCCGCCAUUGGCUGCAUUCAAAUCAUUACAGCUUGAUGAUGAAGAUCGUGAUUGGUUGUUGCAGAAUCGAUCUAUUCAUCCACCAACGUUCAACAUGAAUAAUCGUCCAAUUGCUAAGACGGAUGAAAUGCUUGCAACCAUGCGAAUGCUUUUUCCUCAACCAAUUUCUGAUCCAGUUCAUUUCAUGGAACGCGUCCGUACAAAUAAAAUUUGUCUUGAAAAUUGUUUGCUCAGCGGCCCUACAGGUUCCAAUCAUAUUUUCACCAUCAAUUGUAUUGUUCGUGUACUGAACGUAUGUUUUCAAAAACAAGUCAUUUUACGAUACACUACAAAUGAAUGGCUUACGUGGACAGAAAUUCCUGGAACUUAUGUACCAAAUUCUAAUGAUGGUUUUAGUGAUAAAUUCUCAGUCAAUUUUGAAUUGGCAGUGAAUUCAAAUGGCCAUCAGACAAUGAUGCCCGGACAACGAUUAAUGUUUGCCAUUCGUUAUCUAACUGAAAAUCUAACUGAAUUUUGGGACAAUAAUGUCGGAAUGAACUAUUCUUUUAUUUAUCAACGAUGUUGAAAUUCAAUCUACUUCACUAAUUUUGUACAUGUUAUUGGUAUUAAUUCUAUUCCUUUUUCUUGUCUUAUAUAUGCAUGUUUUUUCGAACUUGAACCAUGAACAGGAAUUUUGAUCUAAUAUUGCCAGCCGUUUUUUCCUUUAAUUUAUAUCAGUCAAACUGUCUAUCCGUCUUUCUUCAAGUGAUUUUAUCCCGCUUGAUUUGUUUAUAUUUUACCUAAUGAAUUACAUUUGAGUUAAAUUGAUUAAAUAAUUAAUCAUGAGUA
This is a messenger RNA of Dermatophagoides farinae (American house dust mite), 2867 nucleotides long. RefSeq lists its product as uncharacterized. Gene Ontology annotation, cellular component: protein phosphatase type 1 complex. Gene Ontology annotation, molecular function: glycogen binding; protein phosphatase 1 binding. Gene Ontology annotation, biological process: regulation of glycogen biosynthetic process. NCBI's taxonomy places the organism in Eukaryota, Metazoa, Arthropoda, Arachnida, Sarcoptiformes, Pyroglyphidae. The record is from RefSeq and is a predicted model, not a curated record.